AUUGCCAUCCCGCUCGUGCGCAGCUUCAAUACCGCGCGUACGUUCCAACUCCCCCUCUCACUCGCACUCGCAAUUCCAAUACGACUUUCUCACCCGAAGACGACGACCACGCAACAAACACUACUUCACAAAGUCGAACUCGAAUCGCCAUACACGAUCGGAAACGAGUUGUGGAGCAAGCAAACUCAGUGCAGCAGUCACGGCACCGCGUGCGAUUGAGUACGACGACGAGUUCAGUUCGAGUCGGCAGCGAGAGUGAACGCGUUUCUCGGUUUUAUCUUCCGUUCUUCUGUUCCCAUUCGCGCACACUAGACUAUUGGUAAUUAGUAUUUUUUCCCUUGAAAGAAAUAGUAGUUACUCUCAAAAAACACUGUUCGAGCAAUCAUUGUGGUGAAAAAAUUUGCGUACGAAAAAGAAUUCAAACGAGAUUUCCAGCGAAGAGGAAAGAGCGAGACGGAAGCGAAGAAAAAAGGGUUCCAGUGUUUAUUGUGUGUAGUUAUUGGUCUGCUCAACGAUAGUUUGGAUUCGUCGUGUCGUGUUGCUUCCAUUGUGCAAUAUUGUGUUUUUGUUUAUGCUGUUCGAGUGGAGAGAAACAAUCGACCUUGACGCUGAUUAGACUGACGAGGGAAAAGGAAAACAAAGCGAUAGCGUUUGAAGUGAAUGGCAAACUAGACCAUAGAGAACAGGACAAGGAUGCAAUGAUUAAUGGGAUACUAGUUGGAUUAUAGUGUUAUUGUUGUGAGAAUAGUUGAUUUUACAUUUUUUGUGACAAAUUUUGGUGAUUAUCAGUGACAAACGUGGCUGAAUUGGAAGGAUUGAGCUGAGUAAAAGUGCAGAUUUUUUUUCGCUGAAAAUUUGUUCACCUCGAUUCGAUUUCGAUUCCUUUACACCGCGCACCAAUACAGUGGCAACAUCGAAGGUGAGCUGAAACAAAUGUAAUAACAUCAGCAGCAACAACAACAAUAAUGGAAAGGUGUUUGUGGUGGAAUAAAAAAUAAGCAAAAAGAGACACCAUCCAGGCUUGCUUGGAGGUUGCGGCUGGCAAAAGAAAGGUCCAACAAAGCAACCAAGAAUCAACCAACAACGAAACGAAGACGACGACGACUACGAGUGAGUGGCCUCCAAAACAGCCUUCGUCGAUCGCAGUGUUGUGCAAAUCGCGUGAAUGUGUGAAAGGAGGCUGAUGAUAGAAGGCAAGAAGAGAGUGCCGAGAGUCACCGCAGCAGCAUAAAAGGCGAUCGUGUUGUUUUAUUUUUCUUCCGAGCUUUGCGUGCACAUACGUACUACCUUGUUUUCGCUCUCUUUCUCUCCGACGACGAUCGAUGAUGAUGGUUCUUACCUGUAUCGAGAUGCAGCAGUGAGUGUUUUCCACUGGGAGUGAGCGAGAUAGCCGCAGUCGGCCAGUGUCAAUAAACUCUGGUGCGCUCGUCGUCGUUGGAACCGUCGUCGUCGUCUUGCCUUGCGGGAUGCGAGAGGAAAGGCAUUAAGCGAAAUCACCACAAAACUCCUUGGAUAUACGGGGAAUGGAACGGGGAAAAACAACACAGUGAAAACCUUUGGGACCAAGAAAAUCUGUUAUGCCUGAGAGUCCUGUUUUAGUAUGCGUUUAGCUUUCAGUGAAAUGAUUUCUGCUUCCAUAUUAUUGUCUUAGCAUCGCAUGUCCCGUAUGCUUUGUGUGUGUGAAGAAUAAUAGCCGAAGCAGAGCUACCAGAAUGACAUCGACGGAAUCGCGAGGAAACGUCUCGGUAACGACGAUCAAUUGUGAAAAUGACCCGGGCUUCAAUCCGGCCAGCAGCAUGAGCAGCAUGAUUCCGGCGCCAUCGUCCGGGAGCAGUUCCGGAAGCAGCAGUAGCAGUAACACUCCGAACGCCAGCACCAGUACCAUCUUCGGCAACGUUGGUAUCAGAAUAACCGUGCCAAAAAUGGAAGAAUCCGACGAGUCUGACACAGAACUAUCAAACAUUGAAAAGACGGCUAAAGUUAACAUGAGGGAGGAUAGUCGCGCUAGCAAGGGAUUGCCACGGCCCAUGUCCUGGGAGGGUGAACUGUCCGAACCGGAAGCGAUGAUGAUUGACAACGAAAACAGUUCCAGUGGCCCCAGCGGGCCAGGGACUGCAGCCAAACCAGAACCGCUCAUAGUGGCCAAGGAAGAACCGUCGGGACCAGGGAUAACGGAACCACUGGCCCUGACCGCCAAUCACAGUAGCAGUAGCUCGCCCCUUCCCAACCGCGUUAUCAAACCGGAAGUGGGCCUUCCGUUAAUUAAUCACAACGUGGCUUCCAGCUACGCCAAUUCCAUUCCAACUAGCAGUAGUAUUAACGCUAAGAAACUCCCCGAUGUCAUAAGCCUCAAGUACGAGCACGGACUGGCCGAGAACCUUCCAGCCGUCCACUCACCGCUGCUCGUACGCUCAAAAACCACCCUCCUCCCAGCAAACCCCAGUCCCGACUCCGCCAUCCACUCCGUCUACACCCACAGUUCCCCGAGCCAAUCCCCCCUAACCUCCCGGCAUGCCCCCUACACCCCGUCCCUGAGUCGCAACAACAGCGACGCUUCGCACAGUAGCUGCUACUCGUACAGUUCCGAGUUCAGCCCAACGCACUCCCCCAUCCAGGGACGGCACAACAUGUUCACCAGUGGGUCCUACAACGGGUCCCCGCUACAUCACUCAGUAUUAUUCAAACCGAUGAUCGACAACGAACAGGCGCUGAAGCUGGCCAACCAGGACGAACCGGUCUUCGACAGCGAACAUCUGCCGUCCCCGGGAAUCUCCCGGCAACAGUUGAUCAACAGCCCGUGUCCGAUCUGCGGGGACAAGAUCUCCGGCUUCCACUACGGGAUUUUCUCCUGUGAGUCGUGCAAGGGCUUCUUCAAGCGGACCGUGCAGAACCGGAAGAACUACCAGUGCCUUAGGGGGGCGGCCUGUCCGGUGACGAUCGCCACCAGGAAGAAGUGCCCCGCCUGCCGGUUCGAGAAGUGCCUUCAGAAGGGGAUGAAGCUGGAAG
Molecule: messenger RNA, 3006 nt
Organism: Aedes albopictus (Asian tiger mosquito)
Lineage: Eukaryota; Metazoa; Arthropoda; Insecta; Diptera; Culicidae
Product: nuclear hormone receptor FTZ-F1 beta
Biological process (GO): tissue development; hormone-mediated signaling pathway; regulation of transcription by RNA polymerase II
Cellular component (GO): RNA polymerase II transcription regulator complex
Molecular function (GO): RNA polymerase II cis-regulatory region sequence-specific DNA binding; zinc ion binding; nuclear receptor activity
Source: RefSeq, a predicted model, not a curated record